Molecule: messenger RNA, 3267 nt
Organism: Closterium sp. Naga37s-1
Lineage: Eukaryota; Viridiplantae; Streptophyta; Zygnematophyceae; Desmidiales; Closteriaceae
Source: the annotation of a GenBank genome assembly
AUGAUGGUGGAAGGGCAGCGGAGAGAGGUGGAGAGCAGACAAGCGGCGGAGAGGCGAGCAAUGGAGGAAGCAGAGGAGGCUGUGAGAGUGCAAGAGGAGCUGCAGGGAGUGAUUGAGAUGAGAGAGAGAGAGCUGAAGGUGCUGGGGGAGGAGAAGGAGGCUGGGGAGAGGAGGGGGGUGGAGGAGGUGGAGGGGUGGAAGGAGAGAGUGAGGGAGGUGGAGGGAGAGGUGGAGGAGAAGGGGAGGGAGGUUGUGAGGUUGGAAGUGGAGGUGGGUGCGCUGAGGGAGAGACUGGGAGGAGUAUUGGGGGAGUUGGAGAGGGUGGGAGGGGAGAGGGAUAGGCUGGAGGGGUUGGUGGGGGAGAUGGAAGGGCGGGUUCGGGGGUUGCAGGAGGAGAGGGAGAGAGUGGAGAGUGAGAAGAGGGAAGCAGUUGAGGAGGUGGGGAGAGUGAGGGAGGAGAAGGAGGCGGUGGAGAGGAGAGUAGAGGAGAUGAGGGAGGAGGAGGAGCGAGUGCGGGAGGAGGUGGAGGUGCUAAAAGAGAGGGUGGUGGGUCUCGAAGAGGAGGUGGAAAGAGAGAGGAGGGCGAAGGGCGAGGCGGAGAGGGAGAACGAGAGGGUGAAAGGGGAACUGGAGAGGGGGAGAGAGGUGGCGGUGGUGCAGAGGCAGCGGAUGGGGGCGAUGGAGGGUCGUGUGGUGAGCCUGCAAGAGGAGUGUGAGGCGCUGCAUGAGGUGGUGGGGGCGACGGAGAGGAGAGUGAAGGAGGUGGAGGAGGAGGGGGAGAGGAGAGUGAGGGAGAUGAUGGAGGAAGGGGAGAGGAGAGUGAGGGAGGUGGAGGAGGAAGGGGAGAGGAGAGUUAGGGAGGUGAAGGAGGAGAAGGAGAGGGUGGAGGAGGAGAUGGGGCGGAUAGUGGAAGAUAGGGACGAGGUGAGAGCGGAAGUGAGAUGUUCACAGGGAGAGGUGGAGGAUUUGAAGAGAGAGGUGAAAAGGAGGGAAGAGGAAUGUGAGGAGGAGAGGAAAAUACGGUGGGAGGUGCAGAGAGAGGGGGCGCGGUUGCGUGAGGAGGUGAAGGAGAGGGAGGAUGAGGUGAGGAGGGUGAGAGGACAGGUGGAGCGGAAGGAGAGGGAGGUGGAGGAAAUGCAAGGGGAGAGAGACAGGUGGAAGGGCGUGGCAGAGACAAGGGAGAGGAGGGUGUGUGAGAUGGAAGGGAAGGUGAGAAAGAUGGAGGAGAGGGAGGUGGGAUGGAAGGAGAAGGAGCGGGAGUGGAAGGAGAAGGAGCGGGAGUGGAAGGAGAAGGAGCGGGAGUGGAAGGAGAGAGAGGGGGAGUGGGAGAAUAAAUUGGCUGAUUGGGAGGAACGGGAGGGAGAGUGGAAGGAGAGGGAGGAGCAGUGGAAGAAACAGGCGGGGGAAGCUGGGAGGGCUGCAGAGGCUGCAAAGGUGGGGAUAAGCCAAGGAAGAAAGCGAGAGGAAGAACUCAGAGAGAAAUUGCGAGAUGGGGAGGAGGAGGUGGGGAGGCUGAGGCAAGUGGUAGGGGAGAUGGAAUGGGAACGAGAAGAGGUGAAGGUACUGCUGGCGGAGGGGGAGAGGCGUGUGGCGGAGGCAGAGGGAGAGGUGCAGGGUUUGCGGUGUAGGGUGGAGGAGAUGGGGAGGGAGGUGGCGAGGGGAGUGGAGGAGGAAAGGAGGAGGGCUGUGGAAAGGGAGGGGAAGGAAGAGGUUCUGGUGCCAGCAGCAGAAGACGUUGCUGUGGUGGGGAGGGAGGUGGGGGAGCUGAGAGGGGAGAAUGAGACACUGAGGGAAGAGAUUGAGAUGCUGAAGGGAGAGAAUGAGACUUUGAAGGGGGAACGAGAGGAGUGGGCAAGGCAGCAGAUGCAGGAGAGGGUGCGUGUGGGAGGCAUGGGCCAGCAGAAGGGGGAGGGGAGUGGGAGCAAGCUGGGGGAGAGGCAGGUGGAGAAAGUGGAGGAGAAGAGGGGGGAGGUGGAGAGUGUGCAAGCGACGGUUGAGGUACAGAGUAAAAUGAAGAGAGAGAGGGAGAGGGAGUUAGAGGCAUGGCAGGUGGCACAGGAGGAGGUGAGGAGAGAGGUGAGACGGUUACAGGACGAGGUAGCUGCUGCAAGGGCUGAAACACGGAGGGUGGACGCAGAGAGAAGGGCUGCUGCUGCGGCAAGGGAGAGCGAGGGGGAGGAACGGGAGAGAGUGGAGGGGAAGUGGAGGGAGAGUGAGGAGGUGGUGUGUGUGCUGAUGCGAGAAAUAGAGGAGCUGAGGCGGGAAGGGCGCGCACGGGAGAUGGAGGGGCGGCAGCUAGCAGGAGCAGCGCAGCGCAAGCAGCAUGGGGAGGGGGGCAAGGGCAAGGGCGCGGUGCUGCAGGGGUGGCAGGCGAGGGAGAUAGCGGCGUGCAUUCAUCACAUGGAGCACGUGUGCUGGCAGUUCCAGGAGGCGCUGGAGGUGAAGCGGCAGCAGGUGGGGCGAUGGGAGGCGGCAGUGAGGGAGGUGGUGCGAGGGGCGGAGGAGGAGAGGGCAGCGCGGGAUGCAGCGCUGCACACACUCAUGGGGGAGCUGGCAGCAUGCCACUCACAGACUCCUUUCUUACUGCCUGCGGUUUAUCAUUUCCACCCACCCCUCCUCACGACGCCUCAGCCCCACCACAUGGCAUUUACGCAGCCACAAGCUCCCUCUUCCGCCACCCACCUCGCCUCCACCCUCGCCUUCCACCACUCCCACACGCGGCUGCAGCGACUGAGGAAACAAGCCCGAGUGCUGCUCAGCGAGGCAGAGGGGUGGGAGGGGGGUGGAAGGGUGGGGGAGCAAGCUCGAGAGCUGGUGGGGGGGACAGGGGAGUGGGAGGGGCUGAGGGGCAGCGUGGGCGCGGAGCAGCAGGGGGAGAGUGAGAGCCGGGAAGCAUGUGAUGCUCAUAGCAGCCGAGAGAGGGAGGGAACGGAAGCAGCAUGGGGGGAGGGAGAGGAGCAAGUGGACGAGGGGGGGGAGGAGGAAGUGAGCGAGAGGGGAGAGGGGGAUGGGGAAGAAGAAGCGAUUGGUGCUAGAGCGGGCAGUGGGGCAGUGGUGAGGCAGCAGGAGUGGGUGAAGAUGUUUGGAGGGAGCCCUGGAAGCAGUGGGAACGGCGGGAGAAGUGGGAAACGUGGGGGUGUUGGGAGUAGAGGGAGCAAUCUGAGGAGGGGGUGGUGGGAAGGAGAGCGUGGUUCUGGACUAAGGGCAGUGAGGGCAGGAAGCGAGGCAGUGACUUGUGCGGCACACAGCAGCACAUUGGACGUGUAA